This is a messenger RNA of Neogale vison (American mink), 3609 nucleotides long. It is a transcript of the gene CNGB1, whose product is annotated as cyclic nucleotide gated channel subunit beta 1. The record is from RefSeq and is a predicted model, not a curated record. The transcript has 32 exons. Lineage: Eukaryota; Metazoa; Chordata; Mammalia; Carnivora; Mustelidae. Gene Ontology annotation, biological process: retina homeostasis; monoatomic cation transmembrane transport. Gene Ontology annotation, cellular component: intracellular cyclic nucleotide activated cation channel complex; plasma membrane; photoreceptor outer segment. Gene Ontology annotation, molecular function: cGMP binding; protein-containing complex binding; intracellularly cAMP-activated cation channel activity. The coding region runs from base 1 to 3609 and encodes 1202 amino acids.
AUGUUGAGCUGGGUCCAGAGGGUGCUGCCUCAGCCCCCAGGGACCCCUCAGAAGACCAAGAUGGAGGAAGAGGAGGGGGCAGAACCAGAGCCAGAGGUGGAGCCGGAACCAGGGCCAGAGCCUGAAACAGCCCCGGGGGAGGCUGAGCAAGGGGCUGAAUCCUCGCCACCUGAGGAGCCUUUGGGGGUAGAGGAACUGGCUGUAGCUGACCCAGGCCCUGAGGACAUCCAGGAGGCUGCCCCUACUUCGCCUACAUCCCUCCAGGCCCAGGUCACCGUGGUUCCUGAAGUGAACAGCAGUUCCAGCAGCUCUGUGCUGAGCUGGCUCAAGAAGGGCAUGGAGAAGGUUGUCCCACAGCCAGUCCCCAGUGGCGGGCCCGCCCAGAGCACUGCUGCUGGCCCAGAGAGUCCUGCUCAGGCAGGAGCACAGACAUCCGGGCAGUGCAACACUGGGGGCUCAGAUGGACUCGUGGAGGCCCCUGGGGCCCAGGACACCAGGUCUGGACCCUGGCUGCUCAGGUGGCUUGAGCAGAAUCUGGAGAAAGUGCUUCCUCAGCCCCCAAAAACCUCCAAGGACUGGAGAGAUGAGCCUGAAGAUGCUGCCUUGGGCCCAGAGAACCCAGAACCAACCUUGGAAACUGAGCCCAUCCUGCAGGCUCCGGAGAGCCCUUGCAUGCCCACGGUGGGCACCCCGGAGCCCAAGGAGGGGCUGACCUCAGAGCCCCAGCCCAGCUCCCAGGCUUCCUCCCUGCUGUCCCCCAGCGACCCUGCCAGGUUGAUGGCUUGGCUCCUGCACAGGCUGGAGAGGGCCUUGCCGCAGCCCACGCUCCACGGGAAGGCUGGGGAGCAGGAGCCUGAUGCCCCUGGGACAUGUGACGUGCAGCCAAUCUGCAUCCUCCCUGGAGGCCAAGAGGAGCCCGAUCUCGUCCUAGAAGAGGUUGACCCUCACUGGGAGCAGCACGAACAUCAAGACGGCGGCACUGACCUGCAGGGCUCAGAGGCGGUUCCAGCUGAUGAAGAGGAGAACGAAGCCUUGGAAGAGAUGCCGAGGGAGCUGCCCCAGAUUCAAGAGGAAAGAGAAGAUGAGGAGGAGGAUGGAGAGGAAGAGGAAGAAGAGGAGGAGGAGCCGGAUGUCCUGCUGGAUAGCUGUCUGGAGGUGCAGGCUGGUGAGGAUCCAAGUGGAGUAGACGGCACCCACCCCCAGAAGGCCUCGCAGCAGGAGCUGCCCAAGGAAGAGGCCGUGACUGUCAGUCCAGAAGCGCCGGCUACAAAGGAGCUCCCGGAAGUGCAGGUGGAAGAUGCUGACGCGGCCCACCAUCCCCUCAUCGUGGAGAACCCGCCCACACCCGAGCUGCCACCACCCUCUCCUGCCAAAUCCGACACCCUCGCGGUCCCGGGGUCUGCCGCAGGGUCCGAAAGGAAGAGGCUGCCCUCCCAAGAUGAUGACGUUGAAGAGCUCAAGGCACUGCCACCAGCUGAAUCACCCAUGGUCGCCUGGUUGGACCCGUCCAGCCCACAGGGCACUGAUGGCCAGGAUCGUGCAGCCUCGGCAGCCAGCCAGAACAGCGCCAUCAUCAACGACCGGCUCCAGGAGCUGGUGAAGCUUUUUAAGGAGCGGACAGAGAAGGUGAAGGAGAAGCUCAUCGACCCUGACGUCACCUCCGAUGAGGAGAGCCCGAAGCCCUCCCCAGCCAAGAAAGCCCCGGAGCCGGCCCCGGAAGAGAAGGCGGCUGAGGCCGGGCAGACCGAGGAGGAGCACUAUUGCGACAUGCUCUGCUGCAAGUUCAAGCGCCGCCCCUGGAAGUCCUACCGGUUUCCACAGAGCAUCGACCCGCUGACCAACCUGAUGUACAUCCUGUGGCUGUUCUUCGUGGUGCUGGCCUGGAACUGGAACUGCUGGCUGAUUCCCGUGCGCUGGGCCUUCCCCUACCAGACGCCGGACAAUGUCCACCUGUGGUUGCUGAUGGACUAUGUGUGUGACCUCAUCUACCUCCUGGACAUCACUGUGUUCCAGAUGCGCCUGCAGUUUGUCAGAGGGGGAGACAUCAUUACCGACAAGAAGGAGAUGCGUAAUAACUACCUGAAAUCUCGUCGCUUUAAGAUGGACCUUCUCUGCCUCCUGCCCUUGGACUUGCUCUACCUGAAGUUUGGUGUGAAUCCCCUCCUGCGCUUGCCCCGCUGUUUGAAGUACAUGGCCUUCUUCGAGUUUAACAGCCGCCUGGAAGCCAUCCUCAGCAAAGCCUAUGUUUACAGGGUGAUCAGGACCACGGCUUACCUGCUCUAUAGCCUGCACGUGAACUCUUGUCUGUAUUACUGGGCAUCAGCCUAUCAGGGCAUCGGCUCCACUCACUGGGUUUACGAUGGCGUGGGAAACGGUUACAUUCGCUGUUACUACUGGGCUGUGAAGACCCUCAUCACCAUUGGUGGGCUGCCUGACCCCAAAACGCUCUUUGAAAUCGUCUUCCAGGGCCUGAACUAUUUCACAGGUGUCUUCGCUUUCUCUGUGAUGAUCGGACAGAUGAGAGACGUGGUGGGGGCCGCCACCGCCGGGCAGACCUACUACCGCAGCUGCAUGGACAGCACUGUGAAGUACAUGAACUUCUACAAGAUCCCCAGGUCUGUGCAGAACCGGGUCAAGACCUGGUACGAGUACACCUGGCAGUCCCAAGGCAUGCUGGAUGAGUCAGAACUGAUGGUGCAGCUUCCAGACAAGAUGCGUUUGGACCUUGCCAUCGAUGUGAACUAUAACAUCGUCAGCAAAGUGGCUCUCUUCCAGGGCUGUGACCGACAGCUGAUCUUUGACAUGCUGAAGAGGCUCCGCUCUGUCGUCUACCUGCCCAACGACUACGUGUGCAAGAAGGGGGAGAUUGGUCGAGAGAUGUACAUCAUCCAGGCGGGACAGGUGCAGGUCCUGGGUGGCCCUGACGGGAAGGCCGUGCUGGUGACGCUGAAGGCUGGAUCCGUGUUUGGAGAAAUAAGCUUGCUGGCUGUUGGGGGCGGGAAUCGGCGCACGGCCAAUGUGGUCGCCCACGGGUUUACCAACCUCUUCAUUCUGGACAAGAAGGACCUGAAUGAAAUUUUGGUGCAUUAUCCUGAGUCUCAGAAGUUACUCCGGAAGAAAGCCAGGCGCAUGCUGAGAAACAACAACAAGCCCAAGGAGCCCAAGAGCGUGCUCAUCCUGCCACCCCGGGCAGGCACCCCCAAGCUCUUCAACGCCGCCCUCGCUGCAGCAGGAAAGAUGGGCAAGGGGGCCAAAGGCGGCAAGCUUGCCCACCUGAGGGCCCGGCUCAAAGAGCUGGCUGCGUUGGAGGCCGCGGAGAGGCAGCAACAGCUGCUGGAACAGGCCAAGAGCUCGCAAGACGCUGCGGGAGAGGCGGGCCCGGCCGCCCCGGAGCAGCCAGCACCGCCGCAGCCGGAGGCCCCGGAGCAACCAGAGCCUCCAGCCCCGCGCUCUCCGCCACCUGCCUCCCCUGGGAGGCCCGAGGAAGGCGGGGAGUCGGAGGCCGCGCCCUCAGAGUCCUCCGUGCGGAUCCGCGUGAGCCCGGGCCCGGAUCCCGAUGAGGAGACCCUGUCGGUGGAGAUCCCGGAGGAGAAGAAGGAGGGCGAGUGA